Messenger RNA from Harpia harpyja (harpy eagle), 5501 nucleotides. RefSeq names its product abhydrolase domain containing 18 (gene ABHD18). Bases 1886 to 2770 code for a protein of 294 amino acids. The record is from RefSeq and is a predicted model, not a curated record. The transcript has 7 exons. Lineage: Eukaryota; Metazoa; Chordata; Aves; Accipitriformes; Accipitridae.
UUACAUUCAUGGAUACUGUCUUUCAAAAUACCACUUUUUUUUCUCAAGAAGCUCAAAGUAGUAUAAACUUUGAUAGCUUAUUAGGGAAAAAAAAUCCCAAGCAUGGACCACUUGUUAACCUGUUAAUGUGAAAGUGUCUACCCUUUGCUAGACUGCUUUGUCAUUUUUUGUAUUAAGAGAUCACAGCGAUUGGGAAAGUUUGCACAAGAUGAACUUGCAGUAUAGAGUGAGAUGCAAGCAAGUUGUGUGAAUGCAAGUACCAGUUUACUUUCCUGAUUCACAACUGUGCAUGUACAAAUGCUGCAAUUAAAUUUCAGUCAACUGUGAAUAAUCUUUGGACAGACAGUGUAUUUUCCUGUUAUAAUUGCUAAGAUUUUGCUUUUCCAAGAUAUUUUAAGGAUUUACAGUCAGACGUAAAUAAAUCUGGUGGUGCUUGUUUGUUAGUCAGUGGAAACUAUGCAAUAUUCAGUAUUUUAUGCGACUUACUCCCUCAGUCACUUUCUUAAAUGUGAAUUUAGAAGCCUAAUUAGGCAGUCCUGGUUUUUUGCUUUUCGUAUUUUCCGAACCACUGGAGUAUAAACAGAAUUCAACAGGAUAUGUGUCUGAGGCAAAGCUGUGGUUUUAGUCUACCAGUAUUUCUUAAAGUCCAAAUAUGAGUUGGUGUUUUAAUCCUUUUUAGUCCUAACUUGGACAUUUAACAUGAGUAGAAGAUGCAUAGAAGGUGAUUUAUUUUUAAACCUGUCCAUUCUAUUAGGACUUCACCAGGAGCACUGUCUCACACUAAAGCAUUUUAGAUUUUCUAGAUUUUAUUUGGAUUUCCUAAAUCCAAAAGCUUAAAAAAAUUACUUUUAAGGAUAAAAUUUUAAUUCAAAAAUAGUUUCUAGGUUUUUUUCAAAGCAGAUACUGUAUUUUAUUUAUUUUGACGUAAGAACCACUGUUUUAAAGAAAGUGAAUUACAUUUACCAACUAAGAUGAUUGUUGUAAAAUUGCUUUUUUGGUAGGAAAACUGCUUAAACGUAUAUAUAUUUAUUAUUGCAUUUUAAAGUGUAAGAUUAUAGGAAAGUGACAGGAGAGAGUGUGUGCUGGAAUAUGUCCAUUGGUGUUGUUUUUUCGCAGUUGCUGAGCAUUUAAUGCAGAAGAAUAAAUUAAAUAUUUUGGCGAGGAUAUUUCUAACUCUCUUCUCAGUUGUCUAGCUUGACAGCUUAGUAUAUGCAUGAUGUAGAGAAGAGUUGAAAGGGGAGUGCUCAGUCUAAUAACCCAACCAGUAAUUGUCACUCUUCGAUACAAGGUUACAAAGCAGCAGCAACAGUGGGUUUAGUUAAUAUGCUAGUAACAGUGUUUAAUAAAUACAGCAGCUGGAGAGGGCUGAGGAAUCUCAUAACAGAGCUGUAGGAAAGAAUUACAUUAGCCUAUAAAUACUGGUCUGCAGCAGCUAUGUUCAUUUCUCCUGUGGCUUGCACAGUAAGCUUUGUCCUUGUGCCUCAGAGUGUCUCAAAUGUGUUUGUAUGCUGGCAGAAGAGGCCAGCAGCCUUUUGUAACCUGACUGUGUGAUACCGAAAAUACACAGUCCCCCUCCCCAAAUUAGAGGUAUAUUAAUUGCUCUGUAAAAUACUUUUUUUUUUUUCACUUUUUAGAGUCCCUCUGAUGGUUCAGCUGAAUAGCUUUCUACUUUUUUUUGUUUCUUUUGUGUUUUAAUGCUUUGCAGUACACUACAUGAAUUUCUCAGUACCGUGACAAGCUUCCCACUUUACAAUUUCAGUCUUACAGUGACACUGAUGAGUGCUUCCAAAGCUGACAUACUGAUUGCUCUUCAAAUGUUGUGUGCAAUUUUUCAAUGAUAUAAAACAGACGGUCAUGUUUAAAAAAUGUCUCGGACCUGUUUGUGAUGGGAGGAGCUCUUGUUCUAGAAUCGGCAGCUCUUUUGCACUGGCUAGAGAGAGAAGGCUAUGGACCGCUAGGGAUGACUGGAAUAUCCAUGGGAGGACAUAUGGCUUCGCUGGCAGUGACAAACUGGCCUAAACCAUUGCCAUUGAUUCCGUGUCUUUCCUGGUCAACAGCUUCUGCAGUCUUUACUACGGGUGUGUUGAGCAAGGCAGUGAACUGGAGAGAGCUAGAGAAACAGUACUUUACACAAACUGUUUAUGAAGAAGAAAUCAUUCAAAUGCUUGAAUACUGUGGUACGGAUUCUUUCAAGAUGGGACAAGACUUUGUUAAAAACUUCCCUGACAGUGUGGACAGUCUGGAGGAUGUGGAUGUGACUUCCGGAAUGUUUGACCUUGAUUCCUCAAACAAGGCUGUAACUAAAGAAGAUGUUCACAGCUUUACCGCAAAUAGAAGUACUCUAAGUGCCUCAUCAGAAAGACUCUUAAUACAAGAUGCUCCUAAAAUGCAGUGCAUAAAUCAAACAUUUUCAACCAGUAGCAAUAGCAAUAAAAACUUAACCAGCGAACAAGGACACAGGAUAAAUAAAAGGAGGAGUGACACUUUACAGAGAGAAUCCUUAAGGUUCAUGAAAGGAGUAAUGGAUGAAUGUACUCAUGUUGCUAACUUCUCAGUUCCAGUUGACCCAAGUUUAAUCAUAGUUGUACAAGCUAAGGAGGAUGCAUAUAUUCCUCGAACUGGGGUGCGCAGUCUUCAAGAAAUCUGGCCCGGAUGUGAAAUUAGGUAUCUGGAUGGAGGUCAUGUCAGUGCCUACCUCUUCAAACAAGGACUCUUUAGACAAGCGAUUUAUGAUGCAUUUGACCGCUUUCUUCAGAAAUACGCAGUUUAAAAAUCUUCAUAAUGUAUUCAAACUGAUCUCAUUUGUACUUCGCUUACUGGAACUCAUAUUUGGAAAACAAGCCUUUUGCAGCAUUGAGUGGAUGGUCACUGACUUUGACUGUUGUAGGUAACAACUAUCAAAAAUGGUGAAGUACCAGCGUUACAUUCAUUUCAGCCAAAUGCCAUUCUGACACACUUGCUUCAGCUUUACCUGUGAAAAAACAAUGGCAGCCUUUGUUAGUGCAUGAAUGGUUCAUGUACCUCAUGUUUAAUCACAUUGUGUAUUUCUUUAAUUCUGAAUAAAUUCUGAAUUGUGUAUCAGUUGAAAACAGACCAAUCUAAGUAAUGAAAGAAUGUAAAAUCUGCUGUAGGGCUAAGAUGCUCUCUUGCGUUUAGUGUAUUUCUAGUUUGUUCCAGGUACCUUGGUUUCCUCUUGCUUCCUCGUCCCCUUGCUAUUCCUACUGUGUUGUACUAUGGCUUUGCCAGCACUCAGCCUCUUAUGUUUGUCACUGAUUUUCUCUAUUUUGAAUUGAAAAUGAGCUAUAAUAGAAGGGGCAGCAUCAAAUCUUGAAAAAAGAGACUUUCAAAAUUCAAUGAAGAGUGAGAGACACAUUUUCAUUCAAUGCAUCCCUGAGAUUUUUCUGCUACUGAAUUAAACUGUGCCAUUCCAGAAAAUCAUCUAGCAAUUCAUUGAUCAGUUUCACAAAAUUGAAUAAGUGAAAACGGAGUGUCUAGUGAUUAAUUGUUUACGUUCAUUCAGUUGGAUAACAUAAACUUUUUCUUCUAGAAUUUUUUUUUAGAAUGCUAGAGGAAAUAAAAAUGUAAUCAUUUUUCUUUAGAAGCAGUGGCACAGAGUCUGGUUCUAAGCAGUUAAAUCAACAGCAGAUUUUAUGGUGCUAUAAAGACCUGUUGAGAUAUUUCAGCAGAGGUCCUUUUUAAAGUGCACUCAGUGCGGAUAUGCAAAAUACAGUUUCACUGUGUAAUAUUAAAAAUGUAUGUGAGACAAAGGGUUAUCAAAACAGUUCUGUUAGCUCCUUAUUUUUCAACACUGUUUUUUUUAACUGGAUGAAAAAAAAAAUUAUGAACGCAUUUAAGAAAAUCCAAAGUUGUUUCUUCUUUUGGGAUCAAAAAUGCCAACAAAUUACAGUAGAAUAAAAGGUUGUCAUGCAUCAGCUGUAUACGGUAUCUGUCCACAUCUGAUUUUGUGGUAAUCUCCUGUAACAUUCUUUUAAAGUUACUUUGCAGAGAAGUUGAAAACUGAAACACUUCAAUAUUAAUUUUAGUACAGUAAUGACCAGAGUUACACAAAAACAAACAGAAAAACCCAGCCAUUUUUCACGAUAUGUGACUUUUACACCUUUCAAAUCAAGCACUUCAUUGAUCUCUGUGGUUAGUGUAAUGGUUUUCAAUAGGCAGAGUAUGAAGCAAACAAAGCUCAGUUUAUAUAAAUAUAUUCUCUUGAAUUUUAGUCUGGCAGACAGGACUAGUACCUGGGAGGAAAUAACGGUUCUCUUGAAAAUCAGAUAAGUUCAGGUAAAACUGAAGUGCAACAAUUUGUAAUAACCCAAAUUAUUUAACAUACAAAUGUACUGAAAAUGCAAAAGAAGUUAUCUUCUGUUGGAAGUUAAAUUGCUUGUUUCAAGUGUUUUUUCAUCAUUUUAGACAGUGUUGCUUUUAUAUGUAUUGGGAGCAAACGUGAAGUGAGUAGCACAUUUAAAUAUAGUGAAACAAUGUUGGAAGGUUUGAAAUCAAAUAUAAGUAAGCUCACAAAUUUAAAAUUGAAGGCUUGAAUACUAUACUAAAAGAUUUAUGGGGUUUAUGUUUUACAAGCUCAUUCAUCAACUAAGAGUGUUUUACAAGACCAUUGUCUGCUGUUCACCAGCUUUUUUAGAUCUCGCAUUUUAAAUGUGUUUGUGUGCUUUGUGUCCUGUUUCUGUUGCAGCUACGAGAAAGGGAGAUAGCUGGUGGCAAGGGAAAGGGCUUGAAUAAAUGGAAGAGAGAGAAAAGACAGAUUUUGCAAGGCAGGGAGUAAGUGCAAAAAAAAAAAUCAACUUCUCUAUGCUACAAAGUAUAACAUGCCAAAGUAAAUAUUUUCAAAGCGCACAAUACUAGGAAUUACACAACUGAUGGGAACUUGACAUCCUGAGGUUAGUGUUCUGAUGAUAUUACUAACAAGGUUUAACUUGCCAAAAGGGCAUACUAUUCACAGAAGCAGAUUGAUGCUAAUGUAACUCCUGUUUGUGAGACUGUCUUUUGGGAUAAGUAGUGAAAGACUGGUCUCUGACAAGAAUGAGAAAUCACACUUUGCUAUGUAACUAAAGUAAUGUUGCCAAAUAUGAAAGCCCAGUAAGAAGCAUUUAAGAAAUUUCUCAGGUUAGAAUAACAAAAAGGAAAAAUGAGCUCUGUGGUCUAUUUCUGCCAGUUAUCAGACACAGAAAGCUAUAUACCUGGCCUGUGAAGGGGGAAGUCUUGCUGUGUAAAUGUUUUUAACCUUUGGAAAAUCGACUUUUUAAAUCAGAUUUUAAGGUUAAAUCCUAGGAAAGCAUUAUUAAUAAUCCAUUUUGAUGUUAAAUGAGAAUGUAAUUUUAAUCCAGCAAUUGCAUGAGAAAAAUACUGGAAUAAGGUUCCUGCACUAAAUCCAAAUAGCAGGUAAGCCAUUCUGUAUGUCUUACAUUUAUUGUAAAACGGGCCUUGAUCAUUUUUUGGUUUUAACGUUUUUCAAUAAAAAUCCUAAAAAACCA